Molecule: messenger RNA, 2823 nt
Organism: Symbiodinium natans
Lineage: Eukaryota; Dinophyceae; Suessiales; Symbiodiniaceae
Source: the annotation of a GenBank genome assembly
AUGACGUCCUAUGUCACCAGCAGCAGGCUGUAUAGCGAAGGAGCUGUCGUGGGACACUGCCUUGUUUGGGUCGUUUUUUGGAGUCUCUGCCACUUUGCGAUGGCUGUUCCGGCUGGCGCGCUCGAGCGCAUGAUGGUCAAUGAUCCACAGGCGAAGCAUGGUGGGCAGAGACAGCGCUCCGUUUACGUGAGGCGACUCUGCCGUAGCCAGCUCUUCUGCCUUUUGAGCCUGGUCGGUGCCGCCGGGCUGAUAUCGGCCCACUGCUGCCUUUCGCAAGACCUUCUCUUGGACUUCACUUCGCAUCAUCAGGUACUGUUUAGCAUGGCGUUCGGACAUUGGAUCGUGAGUUUCUUCGAGGAUCUCAAUUGCAGUGGCUUCAUGGGCGGCGGACUGGACAGCAAGGCUCUUCCCGGAAUCCGAGAUCCUUCCACUAUUCUUUUUCAGGGCUUUCUUCUCCACCACCUGGCGGCUGGAGUGAGCUAUGCCGCCCUCCUUCGCUACCGGCUGGGCUGUGUGGGAACGCUGGGACUCCUCUUCGAGCUGCCGGUGCCACUCCUAGCUCGUCGCGAGUUGUCACGGGUUGUCGGGCGGCAGGCUGCUUGGUCCAGGUGGAUGUCGGAACGGACUUCUGUCAGCGAGCACUGGCGAUACACCUACAUUUUGUUCCUCGUGGGCCGAGGGGGACCGAUGGCAGCUUAUGUGUAUUCCGUGCUAUGGUUCCAGGAUGAUCUGGCCAAGCUGCAGCUGCCUGAACUGUUGCUGUACCACAGCACCUGCAUCUUCUUCGGUGUUUGGAACUACACCUUCCUGUCUGUGCUGGAUGCAUGGUGCCGGGCCGAUGUCGCGGCCGCACUUCCAGAGCUCUUCGAGGAGGACCCAGAACAGCCUGGACCUGGUGCGGAAACACCUCAAACACCUCAAGAGCCUGAGGCCGCAGCGCUCUACGAGGUCGACGCGGAGGUCCUGGCGUCCAAAGCAGACAGUGGUCUUCUUUGGCUGGUGAUUGAAGGCGUGGUCUACGACCUUUCGCUUUGGCAUGAGCACCCAGGAGGUGUGGAAGUGCUGCGUCAGCUUGCAGGCAAGGAUGCCACUGGCGAGUUUCAGCAGGCCUGCCCGGCUCUCCACUCUUCUCUUGCCUCCGUGUCCAGAUAUCAGGUUGGUGCCUUGAGGCUUCCACCGCGGGAGUAUCGAAUCUUCGAACAUCCAUUGGAGGAGGAGGCGAUGCGAAGGCUGCUGACUUUUGCCCUGCCGAGCUUGAGCUUGGGCGCCGUCGGCUUCCAGGCCUUCCUCCAACAUGUGCCAGACGCGCCUUUGCGAGACGCGGCUGGUCGGAGCCCUGGGCCACUCUGCGGGCUGCUGGCUGCAGUGGCCGCUGCAGCUUUCGGCCUUGUUCUGCCCGUGAGGCGUCUUCUCGGCACAGCCUCAGCCUGUGGCACAGGCUCGGGCUGGCAUGCCCACAUCAUUGCAGUCUGCAUUGUUGGCUUGUACGGAGCCAUUCCCGGUGCUUCCUCCACAAUGACGGCGGCAAUGGUCGACGCAGCUCCCGAGGGCCUGGAGCGGCUCUCCGUCGCCUUGCUGGCCGUGGAGCUCAUCCUUUCUCCGGCCACGACACCUCCAGUGCUUCCCGCGCUUCUCUGCCUCCUCAGCUGGCAUGAUCGAGGCCUGCAACCAUCCCACUUUCUGCAGGAAGGUGUGUAUGUGCCGUGGGGUUGGUGCAUGGCUUGUGUGGGCUUCCUGGUGGUGGCGACGCGGCUGGCAGAUGGCCAUGCCGUGAAGAGGGCCCUGGCCCUCCUGGUGCUCUAUGCACCCGCAGCGGUGGGCGUCUACAUGGCCAUGCAGCCAGAUGCCAGCGAGCUCCGCCAAAUCUUUGCAUCACCCUUGAGAGCAGUCGGCCUCAUCAUCAUUGCCAGCGUCACCAGCAUGAUCGCCAUUUGUGCUUUGCUGGGGAUGGCCGUCCGGUGCUCGCCCCGUUUUGCCACACGCAGUUUGGCCUUCACCUUCGGCUUGCUCAGCUUGGUAUGCUGCGGGCUUUCGAGAUGGCGCUGGCUUCUGGCAGUGGCACUAGUACUGCACUUCUUGGAGCUGGCAAGGCAGCACCGCACCGCACUGGAUCAGGCGGCCUUGGCUGGACGAGUUGCAGAACUACCGUGGCACUUCUUGGGUGCACAGGCGCUUUGGGACACCAGUCGCGUGUCAUUCUUGAGCUACAUCUGGAGGGCUACCGUGUGCAAUCUGCAGAACGUGAUCACUUCCAUACUUCCAGAAGAGCUUCGGGUCUACGCUUGCGAGGCGCCGGUUCCGUACUACGGAGAGAAGGUGGCCAUGGGCCUGGCAGCGCAGUAUAUUCCGCCCAAGGCCCGUGGAAAGGACCGUCGCAGGCCCAAUUUCUUCGUCUGCAACGUCGGUCAGAUCGUGGAGUCCUGCAUGACGGAUCUGCAGCACACCAUGAACACGCUCGUCGACGUGUGGGGAGAGUUCCAUGACCCUACGCUUCCAGGUCUCUGUGCAAAUGUUGUCAUGGUAUUCCCCAGCUCUGAUCAGGGGUGGGCCAAGGAGAUCAACCUGUCUGUCUGGGAGUCAGGGAAGGAUGCCUUUGACUGGUACGUGAAGAGCAAGGGGCACAAGAAAGCCCUGAUGGAGCACACAUCCGGCAUCCUUCGUACGUUUGGCAACCUUUUGGCUUCUCUUGAACCUGUGGAGCCAAUCAAAUAUCAGGACAGAUGUCGACGAUGUGGGCGGACAGUCGAGGCCUCUGCGGGCCAGCCUGCGCACCCGGCCUGCCUGGUUUGCGGUGCCAGCACCUUCCGCUACAACCUCUUCUGA